UUUAUGUGCAUUGUCUUGGGCAUGUAAAUAAACAGUAAAAAAAAUAUCUUUAUUUUCGACUGAUUAUUACGUAAUGUCGGAAGAGCGUGGUGACAAUAAAAUUAUUCUGCCUCACCACGAGCAGCAGCAGCUGUGCACAACACGGCUGCCCUACCGCCAAGGCCGCAAACUUACUGCUAUUAAGGUUUAUACGAUCAACAGUGAAUCUAACCACCUCCUAAUAUUCGGAGUUCCGUCCCUCAAUCUGCGACAAGAAGCCAAAGCCCUUUUCCAGAAAUUCGGAAGGUUAAAAUCAUUUACUUUGGCAAAGGACUACAAAGGCGAGCAAUUUACAGAGACUUAUCAUGCCGUUUUCGAGAAAAUACAAUCAGCUCGUGUCGCUAAGAGAAUGAUAGACACUAAAAACUUCUAUGGAGGUUCCUUGCAUAUAACCUAUGCUCCGGAAUUAGAAGAUUUAGAUGAAACUAGAAUAAAAUUGUUGCAAAGAAAACAUGAUGUUUUAACUCGACUGAGAAAUUUGCAGAAUGAAGAAGAUAAAUUUGUCAAAAAAGUUGAAAUUGAGCCGGUAGUUGAGCAAAUUGUGCCUAAACUAAAUAUGGGUGAAACUAAUGUGAUUUCUCAAGAUGGUUCAGUUAGGAAACGAAAACUUAAAGAAUAUGUUGAAGAGAAAAGAUUUAAACCUUGUUUUAUUACAAAUGAAGUUAAAUCUGAAGUAGAUGUAAGUAAAAACGCUACUAAUUUUAUAGAUAGACUUCCAAAAGUAACAGUAGAAAAGCCUAAUACAUUUAAUACAAUAGACAAUAACAUAGAAAUAAUAGAUUGUACUUCUACAGAUAUAGAAACUGUAACAAAUGUGAAUGAACAUGACAAUAAAAAAGAUGGUGUUAAAAUUUAUAAAAUAUCAGAAAAACCUUUGAAUAAAAUCAAAUUUAAUGUAAAUAAAAAGAGUUAAGCUUUAAUAAUGGUUUUAUU
Messenger RNA from Cydia pomonella (codling moth), 972 nucleotides. Its product is annotated as RNA-binding protein 48. Bases 74 to 952 code for a protein of 292 amino acids. NCBI's taxonomy places the organism in Eukaryota, Metazoa, Arthropoda, Insecta, Lepidoptera, Tortricidae. The record is from RefSeq and is a predicted model, not a curated record. Gene Ontology annotation, cellular component: nucleoplasm. Gene Ontology annotation, molecular function: nucleic acid binding. The transcript has 2 exons.